AUGCCGACCAUGACAACAACUAACAAGCUGCAAUCCUUGCAUGAGCCGACAGAAAACAUUACUGAGCUGUGUGACUGCGGGCAGCAUCGAUGUGUCCAGAAGCCAGUUGAACACGAACACAGAGAACCAUUACAUAGUUCGGUCUACACGUCCACAUACAGAGCCAUCAGAAUGCCCAGACCACGAUCAUCGAAGCGCCCACAGCCGCCAGUGAGACAAUCCUGCCCAGCGCCAAUGAUGUUAUCCACAAGUCAGCGAGAGGAUUUCCAGAAUCCAGGACGAGUAGAGAGAGUCCAGCCAGUGACUCACGAUGCCAGGUAUGUUCCACCAAAACAACCAUUUGAGCAAGUGACAUUUUAUUCUCAGGAAUUUACACCAAAACUGAUAAACUUAGAGCCAGUAAAACAUGGAACCAGACCUGAUUUGAUUCGUGAUGGGCCCGGUAAAUUUGAAGACGUGACAACAAACAGGGAACACUUUAAAAGAUGGUUGCCACAGCCGAGGUCAACUUUUGGAGAAUUGCCCAGUUUUGUUGGAAGUCUGCUGUUUCCUGGCAACGACCCAACGCCUGUGUCCACGACAAGACAAACGUUCAGAGAGACACAUGCUCCACCAGCUGUUGCAGCUAAAGCAGUUGCUGACAGUUUAAAACUAGAAGGUGAUCACACAUUUGACACUACCCAUAAUGCAACGUACAGGAGGAUUGAAGGAGACCAGAGAGCCAGGCCGCUGGUUCAGGCUGACCACAGGGUCACAGGCAGACAUGGACAGUUUUUAGGCAUCUCUCAAACUCGUCAUGAUUUCCCAGGAUUCAAAGGAAGGCAGCCACAUCCCCCAAAGCCAGCGGAUCCUCCACAAGCUACCAUAGACCUCACAUUUCAUAACAGACAGGUAUUUGAGACUGAGAACAGGACAGUUUUCCAAGGUCAUGAUGUCACUAAGCAUCCAGUGCCGGAGUCCUGUCAGAAGGGAGGGGAUGAGUUCAAACCUCCAAAUGUGAAAUUUGAAACAGAAACUUGUCAUAAGAGAGACUAUCCACGGAUAGAUUUGACAAUUUUGGAGAACAUUCACAAGAAGCUGCCAGCGACAAGUCUUGAACUAGCAGCAAGGGCUGGCUUUGAUGGGCAGACAACAAACAACACAUUCUUUCACAGGUGGAAAGUCCAACCAAGGGUCAGAUAUGGUGACUUCCAUGCAAGCAUGCCGUAUCUGCCACCACAACAGCCUUUCCUCGCUCAGUCCGUCAGCCAGUCUGUGUUUGUCGCCCAGCCCACCAGCCCAGUUCACAUCUACCGGCACAGACACCAGCCCAGUUCACAUCUACCGGCACAGACACCAGCCCAGUUCACAUCUACCGGCACAGACACCAGCCCAAUGACCUUUGAGACCGAGUACCGGCAACAGUUUCAGAAGAAGCAGCGACGUCCGUGCCCAGCGGCCGUGCUCCUGAUGCGACAAGAGGUGCAGCGAUCAGAGGUUGAACCACCACCACAACAGCAGCAGCAGCAGUUGAAUAAUAAACACAUUUCCCAGUCGACUCGGACAAUGUCAACUCAGGUCAAAGGUUAA
Messenger RNA from Candidula unifasciata, 1569 nucleotides. NCBI's taxonomy places the organism in Eukaryota, Metazoa, Mollusca, Gastropoda, Stylommatophora, Geomitridae. The record is from the annotation of a GenBank genome assembly.